Molecule: messenger RNA, 16497 nt
Organism: Coregonus sp. 'balchen'
Lineage: Eukaryota; Metazoa; Chordata; Actinopteri; Salmoniformes; Salmonidae
Source: the annotation of a GenBank genome assembly
UUCAUCGAAGACAGACAGACAGACAGACAGAGAGACAGACAGACAGACAGAGAGACAGACAGACAGACAGACAGACCAACCAGAGACCACUAUGUUAGUAGUAGUCAUCAGAGACAGACAGACAGACAGACAGACAGACAGACAGACAGACAGACAGACAGACAGACAGACAGACAGACAGACAGACAGACAGACAGACAGACAGACAGACAGACAGACAGACAGACAGACAGACAGACAGACAGGCCAGUGACCACUGUCUCAGAGUUCAGACCAGGGUCGAGGAGCUCUCUGCUCAGUCGUUCUCUCUGCAUGGUUAACUCCUCUCCUCCCUCCAUCAGGACAUUCUAUCGCUUCGAGGCUGCCUGGGACAGUGCCAUGCACAACUCCCUCCUCCUGAACCGUGUCACUCCCUACGGAGAGAAAAUCUACAUGACCUUGUCGGCCUACCUAGAGGUAACAUAUGAUAUAGUUAUAUACAGUAUAUAGUAUAUCAUUGUAUAUAGUGUUAUAUAAAUGACCUUGUUGGCCUACCUAGAGGUAGCAUAUUAUAUAGUUUUAUAUAUCCUGGACUUCCUGACGGGCCACCCCCAGGAGGUAAGGGUAGGUAACAACACAUUCGCCACGCUGAUCCUCAACACGGGGGCCCCUCAGUGAUGCGUGCUCAGUCCCCUCCUGUACUCCCUGUUCACUCAUGACUGCAUGGCCAAGCACGACUCCAACACCAUCAUUAAGUUUGCCAAUGACACAACAGUGGUAGGCCUGAUCACCGACAACGACGAGACAGCCUAUAGGGAGGAGGUCAGAGACCUGGCCGUGUGGUGCCAGGACAACAACCUCUCUCUCAACGUGAUCAAGACAAAGGAGAUGAUUGUGGACUACAGGAAAAAGAAGAGGACCGAGCACGCCCCCAUUCUCAUCGACGGGGCUGUAGUGGAACAGGUUGAGAGCUUCAAGUUCCUUGGUGUCCACAUCACCAACAAACUAUCAUGGUCCAAACACACCAAGACAGUUGUGAAGAGGGCACGACAAAACCUAUUCCCCCUAAGGAGACUGAAAAGAUUUGGCAUGGGUCCUCAGAUCCUCAAAAGGUUCUACAGCUGCACCAUCGAGAGCAUCCUGACUGGUUGCAUCACUAACUGGUAUGGCAGCAGCUCAGCCUCCGACCGCAAGGCACUACAGAGGGUAGUGCGUACGGCCCAGUACAUCACUGGGGCCAAGCUUCCCGCAAUCCAGGACCUCUAUACCAGGCGGGGUCAGAGGAAGGCCCUAAAAAUUGUCAAAGACUCCAGCCACCCUAGUCAUAGACUGUUCUCUCUGCUACCGCACGGCAAGCGGUACCGGAGCACCAAGUCUAGGUCCAAGAGGCUUCUUAACAGCUUCUACCCCCAAGCCAUAAGACUCCUGAACAUCUAAUCAAAUGGCUACUCAGACUAUUUGUAUUGCCCCCCCCCCCCCCCCCCCCCUUUUACGCUGCAGCUACUCUCUGUUUAUUAUCUAUGCAUAGUCACUUUAAUAACUCUACCUAUAUGUACAUAUUACCACAAUUACCUCGACUAACCGGUGCCCCCGCACAUUGACUUGGUACCGGUACCCCCUGUAUAUAGCCUCGCUAUUGUUAUUUUUACUGCUGCUCUUUAAUUAUUUUUCACUUUUAUUUCGUAUUAUUUUAUAUAUUUUUAUAUAUUUUUUUGCAUUCUUUCAUAAAACUGCAUUGUUGGUUAAGGGCUUGUAAGUAAGCACCCUAGUCAUAGACUGUUCUCUCUGCUACCGCACGGCAAGCGAUACCGGAGCGCCAAGUCUAGGUCCAAAAGGCUCCUUAACCGCUUCUACCACCAAGCCAUAAGACUCCUGAACAGCUAAUCAUGGCUACCCAGACUAUUUGCAUUGUCCAUUUUUUACUAAAUACUUAUUUUUCUUAAAACUGCAUAGUUGGUUAAGGGCUUGUAAGUAAGCAUUUCACUGUAAGGUCUACACCUGUUGUAUUCGGCGCAUGUGGCAAAUAAAAUUAGAUUUGAUUUGACUUAAUGUAUCAGUGAUGAUCCCUGCUCUUAGACCUAACAUACAGUACUGUAUCCAAAAUGACCCCUACUGUAUUCAACUGCCUGUAUCUGAUGUUAUGAUCUAAAUUAGCUUUUGAUCCUUUUCCUUUCUGUAGAUGGAGAACUGCACUCAGCCCACAGUCAUAACCAAAGAUUUCUGCAUGGUGUUCUGCUCUCGAGACGCUAAACUCCCGACCUCCCGAUCCAUCCGAAACCUGUUUGGCACCGGAAGCCUGAGGACAGCAGAGGGGUGAAUUAAACAUCUAUUAUUAUUAUUAGCAGAAACAAUAUUUUCUUCUUUUGCAUUCCUGAAUGAUGAUUAUUAAAUCAAUUACCUUGAAAUAAACCAUAAAAUCAAGUCUGUUACUGUUUAUCUCACCACAGUAACGCCACAGUCCUUUGUGCGUGGUUGCAUUCCUGAAAGAUGGUGGUUAAAUCAAUGACCAUGAAAUGAACCCAGAGUUGUGUCUGUCUGCUGUUUCUUUCUCUGUCCAGUAACCGGGUGACAGGUGUGUACGAGGUCAGCUUGUGUCACCUGGCGGAUCAUGGGAGCCCAGGUGAGACACUUUCUCCUUUGAGCUUCCCCUUUGUCUGUGUUUCUACAACUCUUUCUCAAUUCAUCUUCUUGCCUCUUUCUCAAAAUGCAUUGGAGGAGAAGGUCCGAAGGGGAGAGGGACUGUAGUGUAUUAAGAUUAUGACUUUGUUAAUGGUUUUAAGUGGAACCUGAGAGGAUGUUUAUUUUAGUGUCAAGAGGGAAUUGUUUUAGUGUGACGCCACAUACAACAGACAGGAAGUGUGUGUUGUAGACAGGGGAUUGGACAGUAGAGGGAGCCACCCAUAUCUUGGGAAGAUUAUAUAUACUGGGUAAAAACGAAGAAGAGGUUAGAGCGGCCAUUGCAAUCUGGGACGCCGCUCUCCGGGUGGUCAUGACACCUGUAAAACUUAUGCUGGAAUCUUGUGAUAUGAAUAAAACUUAUGAUCAAGGGUUCAGUAUGAGCGGACUCCUUUGUUUAUCAGCAAUGACUAGCAACUUUGACUCGAUACUACAGGACCUUGGACCUUUUUCUCCAAAACGGUUUAAAAGGAGACAAGAUGCAAAGAAUCCAAACAAAACUGAGACAGAUAAAGCGUAUUUCUGCCUGACCCCUGACCUCUUUCACCACCCCGCAGGAAUGCAGAGGAGACGUCGGCGGGUGCUGGACACCUCGGUGGCGUACGUCCGCGGGGAGGAGAACCUGGCUGGGUGGAGACCUCGCAGUGACAGCCUCAUCCUGGACCACCAGUGGGAACUGGAGAAACUCAGCCUCCUACAGGAGGUGUGUUGUACUACCCCCUACACAUUUACGGCAUUUAGCAGACGCUCUUAUCCUACACCUACCACCUAUUGCCAUACACCUAUUACCCUACCACCUACAACAGAUAAUUAGGAAACGGAGGACCGAAAACCCGAAAAAAGAUGCAGAACGAAAAAGAAAAAGCACAACAACGAAACGAGGAGAAAAGGAACAAAAAAAAAAAGAAAAAAACAGAAAAAAAAAGAAAAAGAAAAAAAAAAAACAGAGAAAAGAAAAAAAAGAAAAAGAAAAAGAAAGAAAAAAAAAAGGACAAAACAAAAAAGAGAAAAAAAAAAAGAAAAAGAAAAAAAAAAAAGAACCAAAAACAAAAAGAAAGGGAAAAAAAAAAAAAAGGAAAAAGAAACCCCCCAAAAAAAAAAAACCCAACCAAAAAAAAAGGACCCAAAGAAAAAACCUAACCCAAAAAAACCAAAACCCAGAAAAAAAAAGAAAAAAAAACCCCAAAAAAGAAGAAAAAAACCCAAAAAACCCCAAAAAGAAAAACCCCAAAAACCCAAAAAAAGGGAAAAAAAAAAGAAAAAAAAAGAAAAAAAAAAAGAAAAAAAGAGAAAAGAAAAAAGAAAAAGAAAAGCAAGAGAAAAAAAAAGAAAAUAAAAAACCCAAAACGAAAAAAAAAAGAAAACCCCAAAAAGGGGAAAAAAAAAAGAAAAGAAAAACCCGAAAAAAGAAAAAGAAAAAAAAAAAAGAACCGAAAAAUAAAAAAAAGAAAAAAGAAAAAAGGAGAACCCCAAAAAAAAAAAAACUAAAAAAACAAAAAAAAGAGAAAAGAAAAGAAACCAAAAAGACCCAAACCCAAACAAAAAACAAAAAACAAAAAAAAAGAAAAGACCCAAAAAAAAAACCCAAACCAAACCCCAACACAAACCCGAGAACCAAAACAAAAACAAAACCCAAAAACCCCAACCCAAAAAAAAAAAACCCCAAACCAAAAAAAAAACCUAUACCCCCUAAACAAUUUCCCAAUAACCCCCAAACCCAUACCCUAACCCUAUACCCUAACCUAUACCCUAACCUAACCCUUACAAACCCCAUACCCCCCUAUAAACCCCAACCCUACACCCCCAAAACCCAACUUAACCCCAAAACCAACCUUACCCCCAAACCCCAUCCUAACCCCAAAACCAACCCCUUACCUACCCCUAUUCCCCCUACACCUACCUAUACCCUACAACUAGACUACAACUUGACCCUACACCCUACUACCCCUACACUCUACUACAUCUAUACCCUACACUCUACUACAUCUAUACCCUACACCUAGAGACAUCAAGAUGAUAAGACUGGGUGGAACUACAUCUAGGGCCAGAUUUCUAGACACAGGGUGGAAUAGGGUAAGGUAUAGGGUCUAGGGUAUAGGGUAAUCUGAUUUCUAGACACAGAUCAAACCUAGUCCUAGACUAAAAAGCAUGUUCAGUGGAGCGUUCAUCAUGUGGUAAAAACUGGCCCCCAGAGUGUAGACGACAGAGUGUAGUUUAAUAAACAAGUGAAUGGUUGAAGGCUGCUUCUUAACCGUGUACUGUAUGUGUAUAUCCAUGUACUGUUGUGGUGUAUGUUCAUCCGGUUUGAUGUGUUCUAGGUGAAAACGUGACACUACUUGCUCCUGAGUGUUAGGGUCAAUUAGUUCGUUAGAUAUUUAGUUAGUUAGUAGUUAUAGUUAGUUAUGGUGUUUAUCUGUUUCAUUCAGGUGGUGAAAACAGACACUACUUGCUCCUGAGGGUUAGGGUUAGUUAUUAGUUAGUUAGUUAGUUAGUUAGUUAGUUAGUUAGUUAGAUAGAUAGAUAGAUAGAUAGAUAGAUUAGAUAGAUAGAAGAUAGAUAGAUAGAUAUAGAUAGUAGAUAGAUAGGGAUAGGUAGUAGUAGUUAGUAGUCUGGUUUUUUUCGUUCAGGUGGAGAGGAGAAACCGAGGACACCUACCUACUCCUGAGGGAGAAGCUAGAGUCCACCCUGCUGCUGGGUCAGGAAGGGUUGCUGUCCUGUGUGUCUGCGGAGCAGAGUGAGUCCCCUCAGCCUUCCGAGGGCCACGCCCAGGACCUCAGCCUCAGCCACACAGCUGACGCCCCCAAUGAGAGGCAGAGGGAGCUAGCCGCUAAGGUCAGUGUCUCUUCUUUAAAAAAAAAAAAACUAGUCGAAUUUAGUUGUAACCUUGUUGCUUAAAUUUUUCCCAUUCUUCCUUGCGUGCAUACCCGGGGGAAGAUGUUUUGACUUUCAUUGCAUGCAUGUGGUCCUCUGUAGCUCAGCUGGUAGAGCACGGCGCUUGUAACGCCAAGGUAGUGGGUUCGAACCCCGGGACCACCCAUACACAAAAAAAUAUGUAUGCACGCAUGACUGUAAGUCGCUUUUGGAUAAAAGCGUCUGCUAAAUGGCAUAUUAUUAUUCAUGUAUAAUUGCGUUUGCGUGGUGGCAUACAGUUGAGCAGAUACAUUUGUUGGAUUUCUACACGUGUGGAUUAUUUUGUUGUUGCAUGGUCUGGAAAAAAUAUAGCUUUUAAUAAACACAUUUCAUGCAAUUAUACAUCAUUUACAUGAUAAAAGAAAUUAGCAGAGUAUUUUUCAAUACCACACAAAUGGCCAAAAUGCAGGCUACUGUGAAACUUGAUAUUCAGGUAGGAUGCAAGUUUGUAACUUUUUUUUCUUUCUUUUUUUCGUAUUUAUAAUAAUUAGUUUUAUCAUUAUUAUUCUUGUAUAUCAUUGUUAUUAUUGUAGGCCUAUUUAAUAAUCUAAACCAGUUCUUUAAAUAUGCUAAACGUGUUUUGUUUCAUUCUGUUGAGACAUUUUCGUUGGCUAAAUUAAGUUCGAUCUGUCUUUUUAAUUGCGUGCUCCGUAUUUAGUUUAAGAUAGGUUAUAAGUAUCCUAGGCCUUCUGUAAAAUAAAUGUAAUUAGCCUAUUGCUGUCAUUUGUUGCAUACGUUAGGCACUACCCUUUCUUGGUAAUUGCUGCGAUCUAGCCUGUUCAAAACUUUUGUGAAGGUUUAAACCGGUUCUCAAGUGUUUUUUUUAUAUAUUCUGUUGAGCCAUUGUCUUUGGCCAAAAAUACUGUAAUGCUGUGUUUGCCGCGAUAUAACAUCCUGCUGGUAUUUUCCCCUGUAAACAAUGACUUGACUUACUUUAGAUAUGACCUUAAUAAAGUUAAGCAACUUUUAUGAAGGUUUGGUGAGGUGUUACUAUUAUUAGGGUUAGCUACUGCAGGCCAAUGAAAGCGGUACGCACCGGCGCUCCAACUCACUCCCACAGUUGGACUUGAGGUGAGGAAGACUGUUUCAGGCCUACCGGAGUCACUCCUUUAAUCUAACAAUAUAAUGCUUAUCUUUAUUUUUUAAAAACGUUCUGAUAGAAAAAUAGAGAAUUAGGCUCCUUCUUUACUCAUGGGUGGAUUGGGCCGUCUGGCAAUUCUGCCAAAUGCCAGAGGGGCCGGACCAUCUUUUAUUAGGGUGGGCUGGCCGAACCAGUCAAAAGUUUGGACACACCUACUAAUUCCAGGGUUUUUCUUUAUUUUUACUAUUUUCUACAUUGUAGAAUAAUAGGGAAGACAGGUGUGUCCAAUCUUUUUACUGGUACUGUAUAUAUAUAUAUAUAUAUUAUAUAUUAAUAUAUAUAUAUAAAUAUAAAUAAAUAUUUAUAUAUACAUUAAAUCAUACCACACACACAUACAGGCUACAGAAUAAACAGUGACACUGACUCACCCAAUGAUGAAAAUGUGGAUGAAGAUGAAGCAUGGGUGAUGUGGAUGAAGAUGAGGCAUGGGUGAUGUGGAUGAAGAUGAAGCAUGGGUGAUGUGGAUGAAGAUGAGGCAUGGGUGAUGUGGAUGCAGAUGAAGCAUGGGUGAUGUGGAUGAAAAUGAAGCAUGGGUGAUGUGGAUGAAGAUGAGGCAUGGGUGAUGUGGAUGCAGAUGAAGCAUGGUGAUGUGGAUGAAGAUGAAGCAUGGGUGAUGUGGAUGAUGUUAAAGCAUGGGUGAUGUGGAUGAAGAUGAGGCAUUGGUGAUGUGGAUGCAGAUGAGGCAUGGGUGAUGUGGAUGAAGUUAAAGCAUGGGUGAUGUGGAUGAAAAUGAAGCAUGGGUGAUGUGGAUGAAGAUGAAGCAUGGGUGAUGUGGAUGAAGAUGAAGCAUGGGUGAUGUGGAUGAUGUUAAAGCAUGGGUGAUGUGGAUGAAGAUGAGGCAUGGGUGAUGUGGAUGCAGAUGAGGCAUGGGUGAUGUGGAUGAAGUUAAAGCAUGGGUGAUGUGGAUGAAAAUGAAGCAUGGGUGAUGUGGAUGCAGAUGAAGCAUGGGUGAUGUGGAUGAAGAUGAAGCAUGGGUGAUGUGGAUGAUGUUAAAGCAUGGGUGAUGUGGAUGAAGAUUAGGCAUGGGUGAUGUGGAUGCAGAUGAGGCAUGGGUGAUGUGGAUGAAGUUAAAGCAUGGGUGAUGUGGAUGAAAAUGAAGCAUGGGUGAUGUGGAUGAAGUUGAAGCAAGGGUGAUGUGGAUGAAGAUGAAGCAUGGGUGAUGUGGAUGAAGCAUGUGUGAUGUGGAUGAAGUUAAAGCAUGGGUGAUGUAGAUGAAGAUGAGGCAUGGGUGAUGUGGAUGCAGAUGAAGCAUGGGUGAUGUGGAUGAAGAUGAAGCAUGGGUGAUGUGGAUGAAGAUGAAGCAUGGUUGAUGUGGAUGAAGAUGAGGCAUGGGUGAUGUGGAUGCAGAUGAAGCAUGGGUGAUGUGGAUGAAGAUGAAGCAUGGGUGAUGUGGGUGAUGUUAAAGCAUGGGUGAUGUGGAUGAAGAUGAGGCAUGGGUGAUGUGGAUGCAGAUGAGGCAUGGGUGAUGUGGAUGAAGAUGAAGCAUGGGUGAUGUAGAUGAAGAUGAAGCAUGGGUGAUGUGGAUGAAGAUGAAGCAUGGGUGAUGUGGAUGAAGAUGAAGCAUGGGUGAUGUGGAUGAAGUUGAAGCAAGGGUGAUGUGGAUGAAGAUGAAGCAUGGGUGAUGUGGAGGAAAAUGAAGCAUGGGUUAUGUGGAUGAAGCAUGGGUGAUGUGGAUGAAGUUAAAGCAUGGGUGAUGUGGAUGAAGAUGAGGCAUGGGUGAUGUGGAUGCAGAUGAAGCAUGGGUGAUGUGGAGGAAGAUGAAGCAAGGGUGAUGUGGAUGAAGAUUAAGCAUGGGUGAUGUGGAUGAAAUUAAAGCAUGGUGAUGUGGAUGAAGAUGGGUGAUGUGGAUGAAGUUAAAGCAUGGGUGAUGUGGAUGAAGAUGAAGCAUGGGUGAUGUCGAUGAAGAUGAAGCAUGUGUGAUGUGGAGGAAAAUGAAGCAUGGGUGAUGUGGAUGAAGUUAAAGCAUUGGUGAUGUGGAUGAAGAUGAAGCAUGGGUGAUGUCGAUGAAGAUGAAGCAUGUGUAAUGUGGAGGGAAAUGAAGCAUGGGUGAUGUGGAUGAAGUUAAAGCAUGGGUGAUGUGGAUGAAGUUAAAGCAUGGGUGAUGUGGAUGAAGUUAAAGCAUGGGUGAUGUGGAUGAAGUUAAAGCAUGGGUGAUGUGGAUGAAGAUGAAGCAUGGGUGAUGUGGAGGAAAAUUAAGCAUGGGUGAUGUGGAUGAAGAUGAAGCAUGGGUGAUGUGGAUGAAGAUGAGGCAUGGGUGAUGUGGAUGCAGAUGAAGCAUGGGUGAUGUGGACGAAGAUGAAGCAUGGGUGAUGUGGAUGAAGCUGAAGCAUGGGUGAUGUGGAUGAAGAUAAAGCAUGGGUGAUGUGGAUGAAGAUGAAGCAUGGGUGAUGUGGAUGAAGUUAAAGCAUGGGUGAUAUGGAUGAAGUUGAGGCAUGGGUAAUGUGGAUGCAGAUGAAGCAUGGGUGAUGUGGAUGAAGAUGAAGCAUGGGUGAUGUGGAUGAUGAUGAAGCAUGGGUGAUGUGGAUGAAGUUAAAGAUGGGUGAUGUGGAUGAAGUUAAAGCAUGGGUGAUGUGGAUGAUGAUGAAGCAUGGGUGAUGUGGAUUAAGAUGAAGCAUGGGUGAUGUCGAUGAAGAUGAAGUUGGGUGAUGUCGAUGAAGAUGAAGCAUGGGUGAUGUGGAUGAAGAUGAAGCAUGGGUGAUGUGGAUGAAGAUGAAGCAUGGGUGAUGUGGAUGAAGAUGAAGCAUGGGUGAUGUGCUCGUGCCAUAUCUCAAGAUAAGUUACUUUGAAAAACAGUGCUGUUCGCUCACAAUCGCUCAUAAAUUGUUGAGAAAUAAAUGGUUAUCUUCUACAGACAAAUUAGGCUUGUCUUUUCAGCAGUAGGCAUUUGCUUUCCAAACGGUAGACCUACGUUUUUUCUCGUGAUUUUAUUUAGAAAUGUGUGAAAGGCAAACUCACAGCCUCAACCAACCAUAGAAAUGUAAUCCAUAGAUGGCAGUUCCCAUUAAAGUCAGGACUGGCAGCCAUUGCUAGUGUACCCAUGAGUUUAACAGCCAAAGGACCAGGGUUAGAGGUUCCAAAACCCUUCUAUGGAUUAUAUCUAUGGCCACAAUGCAACAAUCUGUUCUAUAUUUGGUGUGUGUGACUGCCCAAAUUGUGGCCUUCCAGUCUGUAAAACCUACAUAGACACGCUAUUGAUCCUUGGUAGCUAAAUUGUGCUCUCUGGUGUAGUAUUUUGAAUUAUUACUGUCUGUUCAGACAGGAGUAAUAUCAUUUUGGGGUAGUUCAAUUUAUCAGCUGCAGCACCCCUACUUCCUGUGGCUCAGGAAAUGGUUUCCUGUGUGAGUGACCCUUUUUAAACGUUAUCUGUCUGCCAAGUUAAGCCUUCUCCUCAGGGAACCGUUCUGAGUUUUCUGUAAAGCCCAUUGCUCUGAGACCUAAAGUGAUAGAGGUUUGUCUCUCUGUCACUCACCAGUGCCUGCGGCUGCUCUCCCACUCCUUCAACAGAGAGUACAGCCACGUGUGCGUCAGCGCCAGUGAAGGCAAGGUGGGCUUCCUCCUGUGUCACUUCACUAUGAUGCUUUUCAUGUCUGUAUACUGUUUGAAGUACUUAGAUAUGAGUGGGGAUAUGACGUGUUCAUUUUUCUCAGUGAACUUUUUCCAGACAAGUGUUUUGACAUGCUGUAUAUGUGUGUGUGUGUGUGUGUUUGUGUGUGUACAUGUGUGUGUUUGUGUGUGUGUUUGUGUGUAUGUGUGUGCGUGUGUUUUGACAUGCUGUUGUGGUGUGUGUUUCCAGCUGUCUGAAAUGUCAGUGACUCUGCUGAGGGAGUCGACCUCUGCCACGACCCUCAACACCCUCACCCCCUCCUCGACGUGGCCCUCACUGGUGGAGGGAUGCUACCCCAAGACUGAAGCGCUCAGGUCAGUAACAACACACUUCUGCUGCCAUUACACACAACACCAACAGACUCAGGGCUGCUAUGGCAACACUAAUCUCUUGUGGAUGGUUUCACGUAACAUAGGAUGGUUUUGGAAUGCGAGGACUAACGAGGAACUUUGUUUUCCGGGGGCGCAGAUUCUUUCAAAAUCAUGAUUCUGCAGGGUUUUUUCGCGUUUCAGAAGGGGAGGGGAUAUUUGGCUCAAGCUUUAUCUCCCCAGCACAUAAUACAGCAUCUGACAAAAUUAUUAGAUUUUAGUUCUGGGUUUCUGAGAUUAUGGCAUGACUGAACUCAGAUCAGACCUAAGAUACCUCUGUCCUGCCACCACACGCAACACCUACAGACACCUACCAGAGGAGGCUGGUGAAGGGAGGACGGCUCAUAAUAAUUAAUGGAUGGAAUGGAAUGGAGUAAAUGAACUAGUAUCAAUCACAUGGCAAACCAGGUGUUUGAUGCCAUUCCAAUUAUUCCGCUCCAGCCGUUGCCAUGAGCCGGUCCUCCCAAUUUAAACCGGCCAUCACUGACACCUACUGUGUCAGCAGGUAGCUUAGUGGUUAAGAGCGUUGUGCCAGUAACAGAAAGGUCGCUGGUUCUAAUCCCCGAGCCGACUAGGUGAAAAAUCUGUCGAUGUGCCCUUGAGCAAGGCACUUAACCCUACUAAUUGCUCCUGUAAGUCGCUCGGGUUAAGAGCGUCUGCUAAAUGACUAAAAUGUAAAAUGUACUGUGACCUGCUAUGUAUUGCACUCACAGUUGGAAGUGUACAUGGUUGUCAGUAUGCCUUCUAGCCACCACCUUCAUUGUAUGUCAGGCUGUCUAUCCCAUAGAGAUAGCUAGAAGACUCAUCUCUGUAUCUGUGCCAUUAUUGGCAUCUGUGACAGCAUGAGCAGCGCCAUUGAAGCAGCAGGGAAGGCCUGGUUGUAGCUAGAUAUGUUUGCGUCACAGUUUUCCUAACCUGCAACGUUAAUUCUCCUAACCUCCUAACGUAGCAGGUUCUCCUAACCUGCUACGAAAAGUCACUUCUGCUAUUCAAAACCGGCAGACCUGCCCUGAGAACAGUUUUGGUUUCCACUAAUGCGAUGUUCCGCCAUUGAGGCCAUCUCCAUUUUAAAGUAGUAUAUUUUCGUAUUAUUUUGUGUAAAAAAAAAAAAGUGUAAAGCUAAUAUUGGUGAUUUACUGCCACCUGUAGUGCUGGAGUCCUGAACCAAAUCUUGUGUGCCAUUAAUUUAUUGUGGCCAGUAGAUGGCGGUGAUAUAGCUUAAAGGCGUUUACAAACCAUACCACCUCAUUUGAAGAAGACAAUGCUCUGAUCAUUAGCUGAUUGCUCCCAACCCCAUAUGAAUCCCCACGCAGUUAACUUCUUUAAAAUGGUGGAAGCCCUCAAUGCCAAUAUCCAUGCUAAAAUGGGUUGUAUCCAAGAUGAGUGCUCUGACUAGCUCUAUGGUCUAUCCCCACAUGGAAAACUUUUCUUCCUCCGUCUCUCCCCCAGAGCCUCCAAGCUUCUCUCCCGCUGUGCCAGCCCCAACCCUGACUGCUCACAGCGGGACGGAGAGGUACAGAAGUCCCCUGGUGGGGUCGCCGCCCCGGAGGUUAAACCCAGGGUGCGUCGCUUUGUACCAGACAUCCAAGAGAUCCGGGUCAGGUGAGGGGUUCCAGAGAUUGGUUGAUUUGAUUUAUUGAUUGAUUGAUUGGUUGAUUGAUUUAUGGUUUAGUAAAUUUGGUGGAAUUGACCUCAUCAUAGUGCUUUUCACACUACUCGGCCAAAACGCUCCAAACUCUACUGAGAAUUUUUUAUUUAUUUUCUUUUUCUUUUAUAUUUUGUAGUCUAUUUUAUUAUUUUUUUUAUUUUUAAUUUUUUUUUUUUGUUUGUUUUUAAAAAAAAUUUUAGUCAUUUAGCAGACGCUCUUAUCCAGAGCGACUUACAGUUAGUGAAUACAUUUUUUUUUUUUAUACUGGCCCCCCGUGGGAAUCGAACCCACAACCCUGGCGUUGCAAACGCCAUGCUCUAUCAACUGAGCUACAUCCCUGCCGGCCAUUCCCUCCCCUACCCUGGACGACGCUGGGCCAAUUGUGCGCCGCCCAUGAGAUGACCUGGUUACCUAUCCACCAUAGUUGCUGCUCGCGUCCUGAAAACAACAAUGUGAAAAAUUAAAUAUCAGAUCCAGCAAAGUAGUUCGGGUCGGCAUGAUAGUGAAAAGUAAACAAGUGUAGUAAUCUUGAUCUUCCCACCAGCCCCAUCGUGUCAAAGAAGGGCUACCUGCAUUUCCUGGAGCCUAAUACCAACGGCUGGGUGAAGCGAUAUGUGGUGGUGAGACGGCCGUACGUCUACAUCUACAACACAGAGAGAGACAGCGUGGAGAGAGCCAUCCUCAACCUAUCCUCUGCCCAUGUCGAGUAUAGCGAGGACCAGCAGGCCAUGCUUAAGGUUGGUACCCUUUUACCUGCUGAUACACCUUUACACACCUUUACACACCUUUAUCUGACACCCAAACCUAGCACAUUUACACACCUUUACACACCUUUACACACCUUUACACACCUUUACACACCUUUAUCUGACACCCAAACCUAGCACCUUUACACACCUUUACACACCUUAACCUGACACCCAAACCUGACACCUUUACACACUUUUACACCCUGUUUCCUGACACCUUUACUUAAAAGCUGUACACAUCUUUACCCGACAACUUUACACACCUUCACCUGACACCUUUACACACCUUUACACACCUUUACACACCUUAACCUGACUCCUUUACACACCUUUACACACCUUAACCUGACUCCUUUACACACCUUUACACACCUUAACCUGACUCCUUUACACACCUUUAGCCGACACCUUUACACACCUUAACCUGACUCCUUUACACACCUUUACACACCUUAACCUGACUCCUUUACACACCUUUAGCCGACACCUUUACACACCUUAACCUGACUCCUUUACACACCUUUACACACCUUAACCUGACUCCUUUACACACCUUUACACACCUUAACCUGACUCCUUUACACACCUUUAGCCGACACCUUUACACACCUUAACCUGACUCCUUUACACACCUUUACACACCUUAACCUGACUCCUUUACACACCUUUACACACCUUAACCUGACUCCUUUUACCACACAAUGUUUGAGGAGUGUCCUCCAUCAACUGCUGUUUUCAGAUCUCACCAUAAGUUUUGGAUGUGAUUCAGAUCUGGACUCUUAACUGGCCAAUCCAGAACAGUCCAGCAUCUCUUCUUGAACCAUUCCUAGGUGUUUUUUUUUUUAUGUGUGUUUGGAGUCGUUUUCCUGCUGGAAGACCCACAACUGCCAAUGAAGACCCUGUUUUUGGACACUGGGUUAAACAUUGGACUCCAAAACACCUGAUAAUGUGCAGAUAUUGUGACGCCUUGCGCAUUUUUAAGGCCCCCAGUAGCAGAGGCAGCAAAGCCAUGUUAGAUUGUAGGUAGGGUGUUAUUAUCAUUGAACGCUUCAUUUGAUUGUCUGUAAACACAGCGCUGAUCUGUAUUGCAAAGUGCUCCAAUUUUUGUUUCGUUAGUCCACAAAACAUUUCCCCAAGGAUUUAGCCUCUGGUGCUGGGGGCCCUUGAACGUGUGCAAGACAUCAUGAAAUCAGUAGAUUAUAAAGUUGUUUUAGAGUCCAAUGUUUAACCCAGUGUCCAGAAACUGUGUGUCUGUUGAAGGUUGUGGAUCUGCUAGCAGGACAAACAAACCUAAACACAACAAUCAAAAGCACCCUGGAAUGGUUCAAGAAGAAAGGCUGGACUGUUCUGGAGUGGCCAAAUGAAGAGUUCAGAUCUGAAUCACAGCCAUGAGAUAUGGCAAGAGCUGAAAACAGCCGUUGGUUGAGAGCAUCCUUUAAACAUUGAAGAAUUGGAGCAAUUUGCUGCUGAAAAGUGAGGCAAUUUGCCAGUAGAAAUGUGCAGCAAGCUCAUUGAUGGCUACAAGAAGAACUCAUCUGCAGUUAUCUUGGCCAAAGGCUGUGCAACCAAGUACUAGCUCCGGGUGCCAAUCAUUUGUUUUUAUUUUCUAAAUUAAAAUUGUAAAAUUAAAUUUACAAAAAUAAAAUUGGUUCUGCAAUGUUGAAAAUCCAAUAACAACGUGUGGAGAACAAUUUUCUUUUUCAAUUUCGACUUAUUUGAAAAGAAAUAGGGAAUUAUUUAAGAAAAGUGCAAGGGUGCCAAUAUAUUUGGCCGCAACUAUAUGUACUGCAUUUGAAAAGAGGAUGGCAUGUUUUUCCCCUCCUCUCUCCUCUUCCUACUUCCCCCCCCCAAACGUAAGCAGCUCUGGGCAGCUGGCUGGUUUUAACAGUACUGUACCUCUGCUUGUUUCCCCCAACUGGGCAGCUGGCUGGUUUUAACAGUACUGUACCUCUGCUUGUUUCCCCAACAGACCCCAAACACGUUUGCUGUGUGUACGGAGCACCGUGGCAUACUGCUCCAAGCCAGCAACGACAAGGAGAUGCACGACUGGCUCUAUGCCUUUAACCCUCUCCUGGCUGGAUCCAUCAGGUAACACGGCUGAUACACAAACGUUUUUUUUAGUUUUUCCUUAAUAAAGAAUAAUAAUAAUGAAUUGAAUUUGUAUAGCACCUUUUUAAUAUAGCGUCUUUCUACCAACGAAGGUACUCAAAGUGCUUUACAUAGUACGAGGGAAACUCACCUCAUCCACCACCUUCACUCUUACUAGCAUUUGGUUUUUGCACAUAGCCGCUAUUUUGAAGAAUGUCAUCAUUGCAAUGAUUGUGAUCGUAUGUGUUUAAAAAAAAAAUCUACUUUAGUUUAAUGCACUGAUUGUAAGUUGCUCUGGAUAAGAGUGUCUGCUAAAUUAACAAAACGAUGUCAAAUGUAAUUGUAAACUUUAAAAUCCCAGUUGAAUUAUAACUUUAAAGGAGUACUCUUUUCAAAUACUUGUUUCGAUGUACCGCGUGUUGGCUUUCGCUAAGGACCGCCUAGUCUCGGAAGUACCAAUCAAAAAACGUCUGUUGGAGACAGACAGACAGAGCGGCGAAUGAGGUGAGACCCUAAGUUCCAUAAAAGGAGCCACUCUCCCGCCCUCUGGUUAUUCUCACUUCUCUUCCUCGCCAGAAGAGUGUCACUACUCUAGCUCUCCUCACAUCGACUGGAUACCUGUUGCCUGCUUACCUGCUCACAAGCGAACUGUGAAGGAUAUUGCUGCUGAGCGUAGGUCUUCAGACCCUGUUGAGAGGUUCAGUACUAACCAGAAUAUUUUUUUUUCCGAGUAGAAAUUCCCUUUUCUACUUCUCAGUCUCCGUUGGUCCGUUCAACCUGACCUCUUUUAUUGUUGGGUUUUCAGGCUGAGUUACUGGAGGAGGAGGGGGGGGGGAGCAACUGGACUCAGACACCCUAGACCCAGAUGCUUGGGAGGAGAUUGGACGGAGAUCUGAACCUCCCUGCCUCCCGUAGUGCCAUCCAAGGCUGUUGCCAUACCAUGAGCCAGAACGAGCACUUUGGCUGAGCUUAUCCAGCUUAACAAACAAAAAAGAAAGUGGUCCUCCUCGACGCCCCAGUGACACCCAAGGAGUUGUUCGGGCCCACUGUCGCCGCCAUGCGGAAGAAGUGUGAAAUGCGCAAAAAAGGAAAGCGAAGCCUUUAACUUCUGCCUGCCCCGCAGACAAGGGCCCCGUGGCAGCCCGUUGGUUCCUGCAUCUCGCCCCAGCGUCACAGCUUGGAGGGGGCAACAAGUUGGCCUUUGGGGACUGAGGUCCCCGGCGAAGCAGCAGUCUGCCAAGACUCAGGCCCCUGAACCAGGCCAAACCUGUAGGGAAGCAGUCUUUUACGCUGCAGCCGCGGCAAGGAUCCGCCCUUCUAUCCCUCCUAUGGGG